Messenger RNA from Myotis brandtii (Brandt's bat), 3030 nucleotides. Its product is annotated as von Willebrand factor A domain-containing protein 5A-like. The transcript is spliced from 18 exons. The record is from RefSeq and is a predicted model, not a curated record. Lineage: Eukaryota; Metazoa; Chordata; Mammalia; Chiroptera; Vespertilionidae. The coding region runs from base 90 to 2078 and encodes 662 amino acids.
UCAGAGGCUUGGAUGCCCAGCAGAAGACACUCAGCCACUGCUCCCUCUGUCUCUUCACCAGAAAGCCGCCCUUGUAACCCUGUGUCACCAUGGUGUCCCCUCCCUGCUACGGCCUGCUAACCCGCCAAAAGGAGCCAGUGCCACUGAAGAGCAUCUCGGUGACCUUGUCCAUUCGAGAGUUUGUGGCCGGUGUGUCUGCUACCUUGAACUAUGAGAAUGAGGGGAAAGACCCGUUGGAGGCCUUCUUUGUUUUCCCCAUGGACGAAGACUCAGCUGUCCACAGCUUCGAGGCCCUGGUGGAUGGGAAGAAAAUCGUGGCAGAAUUGCAGGAGAAGUCAGAGGCCCGCACCAAUUACGAGAAUGCCAUCAGCCAGGGCCACCAAGCCUUCUUGUUGGAGGAGGACGAUCAGGCUGGCGACAUCUUCUCUUGUAACGUGGGGAACCUGCCCCCCGGGUCGAAGGCGGCACUCACCCUGAAGUACGUGCAGGAGCUGCCUCUGGAGGCCGACGGGGCCCUGCGCUAUGUGCUCCCCGCUAUCCUGAACCCUCGCUACCAACUCUCCGGUGAGCUCCCAGAUGCCAUCCAGAGCGUCCAGUGCAGCUCCCCCGUGAAUCCUAUUGAGUACCUUGCCGAUAAGACUUCUGCUCAGAUCUCCUUGGCUGACGGACACAAAUUUGAUCGAGAUGUGGAGCUCCUGGUUUACUACAGUGAGGUGCACACCCCCAGCGUGGCUGUGGAGAUGGGGGCGCCCGCCACAGAGCCUGGUUCUUUGAUGGGAGAUCCAUCUGCGAUGGUGAGUUUCUACCCGAAUAUCCCAGAGGCUCAGUCACCAACUGCAUGUGGAGAAUUCGUCUUCCUCAUGGACCGCUCGGGAAGUAUGCAUUGUCCCAUGAAUAAUCAGAAUCCAUCUCAGCUGCGCAUACAGGCGGCCAAGGAAACACUGAUUUGGCUGCUGAAGAGUUUGCCUCUAGGCUGUUAUUUCAACAUCUAUGGAUUUGGAACGUUCUUUGAGGCCUUCUUUCCGGAGAGCGUGAAGUACACUCAGGAUACCAUGGAGCAGGCGCUGAAGAGAGUUAAGAGUAUGGACGCUGACCUCGGGGGCACAGAAAUCUUGGAACCACUCAAGGCCAUUUACAGUAGAACUUCCAUCCCAGGCCACCCUCUCCAGCUUUUUGUCUUCACAGAUGGAGAAGUGAACGACACAUUCAGUGUCAUUAGAGAAGUGAAAAGCAAUGGGCAGAGGCACAGGUGUUUCUCAUUUGGUAUUGGCGAAGGAGCCUCCACCAGCCUCAUAAAAGGCAUUGCCCGGGCAUCAGGGGGCGCGGCAGAAUUUAUCACAGGCAAUGAGAGGAUGCAGGCGAAGCUACAGCCCAAGUCAGAUGCCAACCUCACCAUUCAUCGCCUGGCUGCCAAGUCCUUCAUCCAGACCAAGGACAUGGGCUUCGAGGAGACUCCAGCAAAUGAUAAAAAAGAGGUGCUGAAAAUAAGCAUGGAGUGCGGCGUCAUAAGCUCCCACACGGCUUUCAUUGCCAUCAACAAGGAUCUCAACAAGCCGCUUCAGGGACCCCUGACUCGCAGUGACGUUCCAAGUCCAAUGCUAUUUUCUACAGAGGAUUAUGAUUCUGUUGAUAUGUCUUGUAAAUCUGCUUCGAUGGCUGAUGCUUCUGUUUCGAAAUUAUGGAAAUGUGGAGGUGGACCAGGAAUAUUCAGACGACUGGUUGGUAGUUUUAGAUCAAAGAAACGCCAGCCUCUCAAGGACGAGUAUGAUUCUUCCGUUGAAAUGUCACGGCAAGGUUCUUCCAUCGACAUGACCGACUUGGAAACUAACCAUACAGGUGAGAUGACCCUCGAACCCACCUGCCAGCCUUGGCAGCACAACACUGGGGUGGCCUACAUUGUCACAGAGAAAAUACAUGUCUCCUGGGUGAGGACUGAGAUGGGGGGCUGUGGUCCUGGGUUUGAGCUUGGGAGAUAUGCAGGCUGCACUCCCUGUCAAGGCUCCACCGCGGAUGGGCUGGUGAAAGCUGCCGUGGGCUUUCUGAAGUCAUCGGUGGAUCCUGCCAUCUUUGCCCCCUGAGAAUCCCGACCAGAAACACACGUGACUCCUUCAUGCUCCUGUCCCCGCCUGAACCCUCAGUCUUCCAGAACGCGAUCUUGUCUUGUAUGCCUCUCCUGUCAGUUUCCUAUAAUAAAAGUCAACAAUGCCCGCCCCACCUUUCCUCCAGGUUCCAGGUUCCCUCCGGAUAUGACAUCCUUUCCCCAGCAUGUGCCCUCAGCCAGGCAUCAGGGCCCCAGACCUGUUCUCUUUCUGGAAGGAGUUCAGAGGCAGUGAGGUCCCUCCCGGGUUUUUCAGAGUGACGACAUGAGAAACGAGGGGCGUGGACUCUAGGCUACAGGUUGCUGGGUUGAUGUUAGGGAUGGCCUGGAUUGGAAAGUUCUCUGCAUUAUUUUUUGUCUAAUCAGUAUUGCUUUUGGGGACUUAUGAGGACAAGACUGGUGAGCUAUCCAGUUUUCUAUUCUAAGGUAGAAUAAAGAGAUGGAGGGGCGGUUGACAGCCAACAUUGGGAUCCACAUAACCUCCACCUGAGGUUCAAGGGUCCACUGUGAGGGUUGGCACUGUUGGGGACCUUCUUGGUUCAUUAUGCCUGAGUCUUGUUAGCCUAUACUGCCCGCCUCCCCUUUCACUGCCCAAGGGUUGAGUGGUAGCUGUGGGAGACAGAUGUUUCUUCUUAAUCAGGACGCAUCUUAGUAAGAGGGCCAUCAUGGGAUCCUUCGUCCUGGCCUGACCCGUGAGGCCUCUGAAGCGGGCUCUGAUCUUGUAUACUUUUAUAAAAAGCAGGGCUAAAGGCAGCUUUGCCUGAGACCCAAAACCUGGGCCACUCACCCCAAGAGGAAGAAAGGAGCUCCCAGUGAUCAUGUCUGACCUUGCAGUCCCACACACUCUAUCCUAGUGGAAGGGACCCUAUUGGAUGUGUUGUUCCCUAACAUACUGCUGUAUCAAUAUUAAAAUGACACUUGGUUGUAUGUGA